Sesamum indicum (sesame) is the source of this 4339-nucleotide messenger RNA. The record is from RefSeq and is a predicted model, not a curated record. Lineage: Eukaryota; Viridiplantae; Streptophyta; Magnoliopsida; Lamiales; Pedaliaceae.
AAGAGAGUUGCUCAUUGGAGUUGACUUUUAUGAAAGAACAAACAAGCUUUUAGCUGUUUGAAGUCGUUUUUCUGAAGAUGACUUCGAGUCAACUGGUACCUCCCAUUCAUUUGCUGUAUCUGUUCUUUCCCAUCUCAAGUUGCAGUAGCUCUUUGUCAAUAACGACGGAACUGCUCUGUUAAAAGAUCAGUUCUUCUCUCUCACAAUCUUCCGCAGAUGGGCCGGCUUGAUUUGAUGAUUGAGUUGGAGCACGGGCCGCAAUGUCAGGACGACAGACCGAAGAAGGAAGAAAGAAAGAGACCAACAAGAGGAUCCCCGAGCAGAAUCCACGAUGAUCACAACGAAAGCCAAUCAAGCGAUGAAGAUGUAACAAAUAUCCAAAAGGACUAUAACUUGUAUCUGGCAGCCAAAUAUGACAACCUGGAUGGCUUCUUGACCGUCCUCGAUCGAGUUUCAGCAGCUGAGCACGCAUCGUAUGCUGACAUUUUGAUUCGACUGAGUCCUGCUGGAAAUACAUAUAUUCAUGUAGCAGCUACACAUGGAAACGAAGACAUAGUAACUCACAUAGCUGCAAUGGUACCAUCUCUUGUAUUACGCAAGAAUUCUGAUGGAGACACUCCAUUGCAUCUUGCUGCCAAAGCUGGAUAGGAAUCAGUGGUAAGAUCCCUGCUGCUAAUCCGUAGGCAGGCUGAGAAUCUGUUAACAGCAAAGAAUGAGAGAGGAAACACAGCUUUGCAUGAAGCAUUAAUCAAUGGUCAUGAAUCAAUUGCUCAAUAUUUGGUCAGAGAAGAUCCUGUAGUGUCUUGUUAUGAAAACAACGAACGCGAAUCCGUAUUAUACUUGGCAGCCAAAUAUGGUUAUACAGAUUGCGUGCUUUUGAUUCUUCAGCUCUCACCAGAAAGCAUAGUUGAGCAGUUGAAGGAAAAAUCUCCCAUUCAUGCAGCAAUCAAGGGGAAGAAUAGAGAUGUUUUAGAAGCCAUGUUGAACAUGAACACAAAUUUGGUUCAAUUAAGAGAUGCCAAAGGGAGAAAUCCACUUCACUAUGCAGCAUCGUUAGGCUACCUUGAAGAGGUUCGUUACUUGCUAGACAAAUGUGCUCCUAGUGCCACACAAAGAGACAAUAGUGGUUCAUUUCCCAUUCAUCUGGCAUCCAUCAACGGCAGUGUUGAGAUCAUCAGCCUUUUGCUUCAAGACUGCCCUUGUCCAGAGGAGCUUCUCGACAGGAACGAUCUCAAUAUUUUACACCUAGCUGCCAAGAAUGGAAGAUACAACAUAGUCAGAUACAUUCUCAGCACUCCUGCUCUCAGGAAACUCAUAAAUAUGAAAGAUAAAAAUGGAAAUGUGCCCCUGCAUUUGGCCAGCAGGGAGGGGCACCCUAGAAUUGUGAGUGCUUUGACAUGGGACAAGAGGGUGGACGUUAAGAUAGUCAAUAACGAGGGGAUGACAGCUCUAGAUGUUGCUGAGUAUUACAUGAAGUACAAUUCCCAAUUUCGCCAGCGUUUGACCUGGGCUGCUCUGAAAGCUGCUGGCACUCCUCGCUCUCUGUAUCGAACAACUACAGGAGGACAGAACUCAAAGAAGAGUUCCAACAUGGAAAAUUACAAGGAAAGAGUCAACACUCUUUUGCUUGUAUCAACUCUGGUUGCCACAGUAACUUUUGCAGCUGGUUUCACUGUGCCUGGUGGAUAUAAUACCUCCGAUGGAGAUUUGGGAAUUGCAGCCAUGUUGAGAGAAAAGGGAUUCCAUAUAUUUGUUUUCUGUGACACUAUAGCCAUGUUUAGCUCCAUUCUUGUUGCUGUCACUCUCAUCUGGGCUCAAUUAGGUGAUCUCACCUUGGCGCUUAAUGCUCUCACUUUGGCCGUGCCUGUCCUUGGCAUUGCUCUUACUAUGAUGGCCAUGGCUUUCACAGCUGGAGUAUUCCUAGCAGUCAGCAAACUUAGGUGGCUUAGUACUGCUGUCUUGGUCAUGGGCAUCACCUUCUUCACGAUUUUGUUUGUCCUCCUCCUUCCGUUAUGCACUCCACUUACUUCAACUAAUCGGAUAUUGCGCCACCUGUCCUACUAUUCCUUCUACUUGCUCAUACUAGCCACCAGAAAAUUGGCAAGCCAGUUACCUAUGCCCGUGCUCAAGAAUCCAGGUUUGCUGGAGGAAGAGGAGGAGGAAAGUUACGGUACUUCAGAAAAUAUGGAUCCUGAGCUAUACAGAGCAACAACUGAAGGUGACAUUCUUCAUUUUGUAAGAGCAAUGGAAAAGGGACAACCUGACCGAUAUCACAGCCCACCAGCUUCUUGUGUGCAAUUAGGCCCUCAAAAGAACACAGUUCUGCACAUAGCAACAAGCUUUGCUCAUUAUGAAAUUGUCAAACUUAUCUGCAAGGACUUACCAUUCUUUGUUGCUGAAAAGAAUGCAAAAGGUGACACCGCACUGCAUAUUGCAGCAAGAGCUGGUGACUCGCUGUUGGUGAUGCUGUUAGUUAAUUCAGAUUUCAAAGAGGGUGGCUUAGCUGAAAAAAAUGACGAAGGAAACACUGCCCUGCAUGAAGCUCUCAAAUAUGGGCACGAAGAAGUGGCUCGAAUAUUGAUCAAUAAAAAUCUGGAGAUGCCUUAUUCACUUAACAAGGAAGGUAAGUCUUUGCUUUAUCUGGCUGCAGAAGCAGGGUUUGUCACCAUUGUGAGACUCCUCAUGGACAAUCCUGUCGGGAAUAACAGUAUGGGUGGAAAACAUAAAAAUAAGUCACCUGUUUAUGCUGCGAUUCGUGGACGCAACAUUGAUGUCUUAAAGUUAUUGUGGGAAAGGGAUCCAUCAUCAUUUGAGCUAAGAAAUGGCAAAGGAAAGAAUCCUCUACAUGCUGCUGUAUGCAUGGGAUAUACUGAAGCAGUCAAAUUCUUACUGGAUAAAGAUUAUGAAUUUGCUUACCAAAAUGAUAAGUGGGGCAACUACCCAAUCCAUUCAGCAUCCAACAAAGGCCUUCUUGAUAUAAUCAAGUUUAUGCUUCAGCAGCGUCCAGAUACAAGGGAUCUGCUAACUGCACACGGUCAAAAUAUGCUACACGUUGCAGCUAGAAGUGGAAAGUACGAAGCAGUGAAGUAUAUGCUUAAAAUGCCAGGACUGGAGAAGCUUAUUAGUGAAAGAGAUGAAGACGGAAACACACCUUUACACCUGGCAACAAUGUACGGGCACCUAAAGAUAGUUGCCAUGCUCGUAAGGGAUGAAAGAGUUAAUCUUAAGUUGCUAAACAACAAUCGUCAAACAGCACUUGACAUUGCUGAAGAACAAAUGGAAAUGGGAUUGGCAUCAUUUCAGAAGAGGCUUACCUGCAUGGUCCUGAGAGUUUUUGGUGCCCCACAAGCAUGUCAACCUAAGACUUCCAGAAGUGCAUGUGUCAGGCUUGGAGACCAACCAGAGACAGAAAGUUGGAGAGAUAAGGUAAACGUAAUUCUGCUGGUGGCAACAGUAAUUGCAACUGUUACAUUUCAAGCAGGUUUCACCAUACCUGGUGGUUAUAACAACAGUAAUCCUGACCAAGGUCUUGCAACCAUGAUAGAGAAGGUGAAAUUUCAGGAGUUUGUAAUUUGCGACACUAUAGCAUUGUAUAGCUCUAUUAUCGUUGCUGUCACACUCAUAUGGGCACAAUUGGGAGAUCCUAGUUCCAUGCAAGUUGCUUUAAAAUUGGCUUUACCUCUGCUGGGAAUAGCUCUUGCCAUGAUGUCUAUAGCAUUCUUGGCGGGUGUCUACCUCAUAGUAAGCAAACUCUGUUGGCUUGCAAAUGUCGUCAUGAUCAUCGGCUCAUUCUUUCUCGCUGUGCUCGUAGUGAUAUUUAUUCCUCUGUGUUUCUUAGGCUCAUCAAACUACCAUAGAUUCCGCCGCUUCUCAUACCAUCCAUUCCGUCUGGUGUUAUAUACACUGGGAGCCUGAGAAUUCUAAAUAGCAUACCAGGUUAUCAGAAGAUAUCCUCAGUUGCAAGUAUUCUGUAAUAAGUCUGCGCUCUGUUGGGUUGUGGAUCAAUGAUAAUAAGUUGGUCAAUAUGUUGUGUGAUUGAAACUGAAGAAUUUCCGAAAAAUUCUUCAUACUAGAUGGGCUUGACAUGCCCAGAAUUCUACUCUUCAAUGUAUGUGGGAAGAAAUAAUAGUCUGGACAGAAGUCUGCAGUUUAUGAUGUCCGUAAAUCUGCUUAUUCCUCAGAAUAGUUUGCCUAAAGUGAAAUGUGCGAUAUAUAUGGCAUGUAAACUAUAUGGCCUAUGAGCUCUACUCCAUAUCUGGCUGCAGUUUAAUUAGCAUAAUACUCACUCCUUGAAUUUGAUGUUUAAAAUUCUCUACUCCGAUUAUUCGUAUUGACUUCA